AUGGAUUCAAAGACGAAAAGAAAUGGCCGAGAGACCAGAACACGAUCUCGACAAGGCUGCGCAAACUGUCGGCGAAGCAAGGUGAAAUGCGACGAGAAAAAGCCCAUUUGCACCAGAUGCUGGGAAAAGGAUCUGCAGUGCCUCAAAGACGAGGUCCGACUCAAGUGGGAGGCUGAUUUUUAUGACCGUGGAAUCGCGUUUGGCAGAUCUGGUGUCUGGAGCAAAAGUUCAGCCCAUCAAUCAGAUCUGGCCCGAUUGGGGCUCAAUAGUGUGCCUAGAUCCCCACCAGCUGGUACUACCUGGCUUGAGACACCUGAAAUCCAGCCCUGGAACUUUAUCAGCAGCGAAUAUUCAUUGGUACAGCGCCUGUACAACGAAGAGCAAAAUGAUAUCGAGCCCCAUCUCUUACCAGCCCGGGAGAGAGAGAUUCAUGCUUACUUGCAGGGCCCGGAUGCUCUAAACUCGCCAGUGUCAUUUAUCCUGCCUUUCUCGGAUCGAUUCAUCGAUGGAGCAGGGUUUGAAAAUCAGGACAUCCAUCCAUCUCUUCCAUUGUUUCCAUCUUUGAAUGAAUUGGGCAAUCCAAUAUUGUUCGACUACUACAUCAACCAGAUUUGUCCACGCACGGCGCCCAGCCCUAUCUCCAAGUCCCCGUUUGCGUCUGUGAUUCUCCCAUACUGCCUUUCGGCAACGCCUACUGUCCUAAGAGCAAUCCAGGCAGUCGCAGCCUGUCAUUGGUCUCAAUAUGACUCAAAAUACAGCAGACUGGGCUUACAGCUCAAAUCCAAAGUCUUAACCGAGCUGAGGCGACAGAUUAACACAGACCCACAAGCUCUAGUUGCAAAAGAUCCUGAAAUUCUAGUGAUUGUGAUGCUGUUGUGUCUUUUUGAAAUUGUGGAUCAUUGCGAUUCGCAGUGGAUUCUGCAUCUCCAGGGAGCCAAAGAUAUCAUUCGACUGCGAAGGAAACAACAACAAAUAUCACCAAGUUCUUCCGCCGGUCGUGAAGAUACGGUAUCCGAAUUUGUGGAACUGUUCUUUGCUUUCCAAGAUGUAAUGGGGCGUACGGCCUGCGCAAAGGCUGAUUUAUUCGGAGCCAGCUACUGGGAUGAGAAUGACCCAAUCAUUGACGGGUGGAUGGGCUGUAGUCCGGCUCUUGUCUCGAUCUUGUUUGCAAUCAUGGACCUUAGUCGAUCACGACGUCUCAUGGUGUCAGAUUCGGCCAAGACGGAUUUCAACGUCAAGGCUUCUUCGUUGAACAGAAAGCUGCAGUGUUUAGUUCAACAGCCCAACGUCAAUGUUGAAGACCGAACCCUUCAGAAUAUUGCAGAGCUUAAGAAGCUUACUUGCUACGUCUAUCUUCAUUGUGCUCUAUAUGAUGGUAAACCGACUGACUGGAUGAUCAAGAGCCAUGUGCGAGAAAUUCUCAAAGGGAUCGUCGAUCUUAUAGAUCGAGACUCAGUUUCGCAUGUUAUUUGGCCGCUUUUCGUGGCAGCCGUGGAGUUGGAUCCCCUUGAUCUUGAGCUCUGGUCAGACCCAGACACCGGGGUUACCACAGACGGGAGAGUACUUGUGUUGAGUUUGCUUGCCAGGAUUGCCAAAGUCAGCGUCUCUAGCGUUUCUCGGACACGUUCUGUCAUCGAGCAGGUCUGGCAAACUCGGGACUUUAAUAUUUCCAAGGCUUCUGGGUCUGGUCGUGCACCUUCCUCUGACUUGAAUGACUGGGAACAGUACGUUGUACCAGUAAGCGACGCACUAAGCCUAGUCUGA
Penicillium daleae is the source of this 1764-nucleotide messenger RNA. RefSeq names its product Zn(II)2Cys6 transcription factor. The record is from RefSeq and is a predicted model, not a curated record. Gene Ontology annotation, biological process: positive regulation of transcription by RNA polymerase II. The transcript has a single exon. The coding region runs from base 1 to 1764 and encodes 587 amino acids. Gene Ontology annotation, cellular component: nucleus. Gene Ontology annotation, molecular function: zinc ion binding; transcription cis-regulatory region binding; DNA-binding transcription factor activity, RNA polymerase II-specific. NCBI's taxonomy places the organism in Eukaryota, Fungi, Ascomycota, Eurotiomycetes, Eurotiales, Aspergillaceae.